Closterium sp. NIES-65 is the source of this 2793-nucleotide messenger RNA. Lineage: Eukaryota; Viridiplantae; Streptophyta; Zygnematophyceae; Desmidiales; Closteriaceae. The record is from the annotation of a GenBank genome assembly.
AUGACUUUUGAAAACUCGCAAAAACUAACCGAAGCAGCAGCAGGAGCACCGGGAAGAUUCCGAGGGGAAGGAGGGUUUGGAGGAAAUGGGGAAGGAAUGAGCCGCGGGAGUCCGUCUCUCGGUCCGUACCCGCAUCCCGGGUUGAACGGAGGUGAUCCGCGCUUGCAAGGGUUUUCCGAUCCCGGCGGGCCGUUCGACCAGCGUGUUUCCUCGUUAGAAGGGUCCCCGUUUGGGAGAAAGUCCGUGGAGGCAGGCAGAGGCUCUCCCAGCCGAUCGUCUCUUAGUAACUGGCCGUAUGGGGCGAAUGAGGGCGAAACGGAUAGAGGAAUAGGCGGAGGAGAGGGGCGUGGGGACAGCCGGUUUAACCCUUCGCGGGGAGGUAUGGCUGCGCCCGGAGGGGGAGGCGGAGGCGGAGGGGGAGCGGGACGAAGCGCUGGUGUGGCGCAAUGGGCGGCUGCCGGAGCGAACGGGAAGGAGGCAGGGCGAAGGGAGGAUGGAGGGAGUGGAUGGGGUGUGAGUGGCGGCGUGAGCAACGGAGGCAUGGUUACAGGAGGCAGAGAAGGCGAGGGGUUGGACGUGGGAGGGGACCCGUGGCGUCGCGCUGGCGCCCUGGGCCCGGAUGGGCCUCAAGGAAACUUCCCGUUACCUCUGCACCAGCAGUUUCCGUCUGCCCAGCAGCAGCAGCAGCAGGGUGGGAUAAUGGGUGCAGUGACUUCGAAUGCUAACGGUGGAGCCUUUAACGCGGACGAGCUUACUCUGGAGCAGCUGACCGACCCUGCUGCUGUGGCGGCGCUGGAAGGCCCGUCGAGCCAGCAGACGAUUAUGGACCUUCUCGCCGCUGCCGGCAACGCCUUCGCCGCUCCACAGUUGAAAGCCUCUGGCCUUCACCAGCAGCAGCAGCAGCAGUAUCCGCAGCAGGAGCAGCAGCAGCAGCAGCAGUUUCAGCAGCACCACCAGCAGCAGCAACAGCAGCAGCAGCAGCCGCAGGCGCAGCAGGGAAGGGCGCAGGCAACAGCGCGCAAGCUAUUCAAUGACGACAUGUUUCCGCCCCUGGGCUCGCCCUCCGCCCCCCCGCCCGGCAAGGCCGGGAUGAGCGCGCAAGGCAGUGGCGGCGGGACGGGGAGAGGCGCAGCAGGCGCGGAGGGGGAUGGGGCUGAAGGCGGCGCCGGUGUUGGAAAGGGCGCGGAGGAUGUGAGGAAUUCUUUGGAGGCGCUGGCGGAAGAUAUGAAAGCGUUCGACCUCUCUGGUGACCCGACUGGUGACUCGGGUCAGUUUCAACUGCCGCAGGGGCGUGCGGGGCAGCAGCAGCAGCACGGACAGCAGCACAUGUCUCGCAAUCAGCCGCAGCAGCAGCAGCAGCAGCAGCAGCAGCAGCAGCAGCAGCAGGCACGGCAGCAGCAGCAGCAGCACGGUAUCCCCAUCCAUCCGCAUCGCCACCACGCUGCUUUCACUGCCGCCCCUCGCCAUCCCCCCGGGUCCAGCCCUGGCCAACGGUUCAGGCAUCCCGAGCAGCAGCAGCAGCAGGGGGGCGUGCAGCAGCAGGAGCUGCAGCAACUUCAGGCAAGAGCCCAGCAACAGCAGCAGCAACAACAGCAACAGCAACAGCAGCAACAUCAGCAGCAGGGGGUGCAGUUCCGCCCGCACGCCCACCGCCCGCCGUCCCUCCGCGUGGACCUCUCCCGCCUGAACUCGCACCUGCUGGCGCUCUUCCGCUCGCUGGAACCCACAGCAGAGGAGGCGGAGCGCAAGGAGCAGCUCAUGCGCACGCUCACGCGCGUGGCGGGCGCCACGUACCCGUCCGCGCAGCUGUUCCUGUACGGCUCGUGCGCCAACUCGUUCGGCGUGCGCAACUGCGACGUGGACGUGUGCCUGGCGUUGGACGGCCCAGAUGUGUCGCGUGUGGAGGUGAUCACGAAUAUGGCGACCGCAUUGAGAGCCGAGGGCAUGCUGAACGUGCAGGUGAGGGUGUGUGCUGGUGAGGAAGGGACGGCGCUGGUGUGUGCAGUGCAGGUGAGGAAGGGACGGCGCUGGUGUGUGCAGGUGAGGAAGGGACGGCGCUGGUGUGUGCAGGUGAGUGAGGCGAGGGCACUCACCCACGCGCGUGUGCCGAUAGUGAAGUUCAUGGAUCCAGCAUCGGGGGUGGCGUGUGACAUGUGUGUCAACAACCUGGCAGCCGUGGCCAACAGCCGCCUGCUGGCGGACUAUGGGCGCCUGGACGAGCGCGUGCGCCAGCUGGCGUUCCUCGUGAAGCACUGGGCGAAGCGGAGGCAGAUCAACGAAACUUUCCGCGGCACACUUUCUUCCUACGCCUACGUCAUCAUGUGCAUCCACUACCUGCAGCAGCGCCAGCCGCCCAUUCUGCCAUGCCUGCAGGAGAUGCAGCCGCACACAUACCGCGUGCAGGUGGGCGGCGUCGUUUGUUCCUACUACGACAAGGUGGACACGCUGCAGGGCUUUGGGGCGGCGAACGGGGAGACGGUGGGCGAGCUGCUGGCGGGGCUGUUUGAGUACUGGGCCUUCCGCCACGACUACAACCGCUGCGUCAUCAGCAUCCGCACCGGCGGCUUCCUCAGCAAGGAGGAGAAAGAGUGGACGAGGCGAGUGGGCAACGAGCGCCACCUGAUCUGCAUAGAGGACCCUUUUGACCUCGCCCACGACCUGGGCCGUGUGGUUGACCGCGCCUCCAUCCGCGUGCUGCGGGAUGAGUUCCACCGCGCCGCCAAGCUCAUGAGGCACGACCCCGAGCCGUAUGUCACGCUGUUUGAGCCGUACGUUCGGGAAGAUGAACGGUGA